AAAUAAAUAAUCCAAAUAAGUUAAUCAAUUAAAUAAAAUCACAAAGGAUCAAUUUGCCCUUCAAUUUUCUAAUUUCUCACUGCCCAGUGGACUGCGUGACGCACUUUUACGUAGUCCAUAACCUCAAAAGCAUAUAUUUUAUUACAUUAAGUAACCCAAGCCAAUAAUCCACCAUAUAGUUAACACAUCAAUCCCUUGCGUUGACAAAAAAAAGCACAUCAAACUCUAAAAAGUCUCUUUACAAUGCUUCUUCUUCUUAAAAUUUUGAUCUUCCUGCUGCUCAUCUGUGCCUUGAAAUUUAUAUACUCAACCAUAUGGGUUCCAUUUAGAAUCCAAGGCCACUUCAAGAAGCAAGGCGUUACUGGCCCUAACUAUCGUCCCAUCUUUGGGAACUCCGCUGAGAUCCGCCGUCUGUACGUUGAAGCUCAGUCGAAGUCAAUGUCGUCUUUUAGCCAUGAUGUGCUUCAUCGUGUCGUUCCAUCUUACUACCAAUGGUCACUCAAGUAUGGGAAGAUAUUUGUUUACUGGUUCGGGUCGAGGCCUAGAUUGGCUCUGUUCGAUCAGGACAUGAUUAAGGAUGUUUUGAUGAACACAGGGGGUGGUUCGUUUGAGAGGGUUAAGCAAAACCCUCAGUCUAAGCUGCUGUUCGGCGAUGGACUUAUUGGGCUUGAUGGUGAGAAAUGGGCUCUUCACAGGAGGAUCGCGAACCAAGCUUUUAAUAUGGAGCGAGUUAAGGGUUGGGUGCCACAAAUUGUGGCUAGCACCACCAAGAUGAUAAAGAAGUGGGAGGAAAUAAGGGGAGAGAGAGAUGAGUUUGAGAUGGAAGUGUACAAAGAACUUCAUGAUCUUUUAGCAGAUGUUAUAUCCAGAACAGCUUUUGGUAGCAGUUUUGAAGAAGGGAAACGUAUAUUUGCAUUGCAAGAACAGCAAAUGCACCUUGUUUCCGAAGCUAUUAGAAGUGUCUAUAUUCCUGGUUUUAGGUUUUUGCCUACCAAGAAGAAUAGAGAGAGGUGGAGGCUAGACAAGGAAACUCGUGAAGCGAUAAGGACAUUGAUCAAGACGAAUAGCAGAGAAAGAGAAAACUCAAGAAAUCUACUCAGUUUGCUAAUGUCUCCAUAUAAAAGUCAGGAAGGGAAGGAAGAGAGAUUAUCAGAAGAGGAGAUUAUAGGUGAAUGCAAGACAUUCUACUUUGCAGGAAAAGAAACUACUGCCAAUCUUUUGACUUGGGCACUUCUCCUUUUAGCAUUACAUCAAGAAUGGCAAGACAAGGCACGGGAAGAAGUGCUUAGAAUCUUUGGAAGGAAUAAUCUUCCAAUUGCAGAAAGUUUGAAUGAGCUCAAGAUUGUGAGCUUGAUAAUUAAUGAAACGCUUCGACUUUACCCACCAGCUGUGAUGUUAACGAGGCAAGUAUCUAAAAGAGUUAAGCUUGGAACGCUUGAUAUUCCUGCAGGAACACAAUUCUAUAUACCAUUGACUGCUAUCCACCAUGAUCCUGAUAUAUGGGGAGAAGAUGCUAACGAGUUCAAUCCCUCAAGAUUUAAUGAGUCUGGAAAGCACUUGGCUUCGUUUUUCCCAUUUGGAAUAGGCCCCAGAAUCUGCGCUGGUCAAAAUUUAGCCAUUGUUGAAGCAAAAAUUAUACUAGCCAUGAUCAUCAGACAUUUCUCCUUCUCAUUGUCACCAACGUAUGUUCAUGCUCCAAUGCUCUUUUUAAGCUUGAUGCCGCAACAUGGUGCGCAGAUCAUCUUUAGUGGAAUAUCAAGUUGAAAUUGUUUUAGCAAAAUCGUUUGUGAAUCUCAAAGCCUCAAUAAUUGUAUAUAAAAGAAUCUUGUUCAAGAAUUUUUUUUUAUUAAAAUUAAAGCUUCCAAUCUCAUUCUUUACA
This is a messenger RNA of Ricinus communis (castor bean), 1879 nucleotides long. Its product is annotated as cytochrome P450 734A1. The coding region runs from base 244 to 1764 and encodes 506 amino acids. The record is from RefSeq and is a predicted model, not a curated record. Lineage: Eukaryota; Viridiplantae; Streptophyta; Magnoliopsida; Malpighiales; Euphorbiaceae. Gene Ontology annotation, molecular function: iron ion binding; monooxygenase activity; oxidoreductase activity, acting on paired donors, with incorporation or reduction of molecular oxygen. The transcript has 4 exons.